Oldenlandia corymbosa var. corymbosa is the source of this 699-nucleotide messenger RNA. The record is from the annotation of a GenBank genome assembly. Lineage: Eukaryota; Viridiplantae; Streptophyta; Magnoliopsida; Gentianales; Rubiaceae.
AUGGCUCAGAUUCCCUCUACAGAUGAUUCUGUUGUUGAUGAACUGGGUAGGCUAGAGAUCCAAUCUGGCUUUCCUGAACUUCGACUGCAAGAGUUGAGAUUCCUGAAGAUGUUGAUCAGCCGCAUGAUCAUCUGCAAGGAACGUAAUAUUGAUUUUCAAUGGUACAUUGCACAGUUUAAGCUUAAAGUUUUACUGGAAAAUGAAGAUGGGAGCCACGCUGCUAAAAAAUACGAGUCACAGCUAAGGAAAAUGCUUGCUGCUUUGUUGGACUCAAUAAAAUUCAUUGAUCUUGCCAACUUGAAAACUGGUACUGUUGUUCCUGUGAGGAACCAAUUUUUGGUUCUUGCAGAAAAGCUAAGAUUCCUCAAAGUCCUUGUGCUCUUCUUAACAAAAAGAUGCAUUGACCAUCAGAUUCUGAAAGAUUUCAUCGAUUAUGAGAAUGAUUCAGUGCACGAUGCAUCAUGUUUGUCCAUCUUUUACUUGCUGAAAGGGAAGGAUGAAAUGAUAGCCCAAGGAUGGGAAAUUCUUCUUUCGGAUCUACUACAGAAGUUUAUGCUUUGCACUCCGGGGAUGAUCAUAAAACUCCUGAAAGCUUCAAAGUCCUCAAGAUCCAAGAAGUUUGAAGUGGGCGAAAUUGCAGUCAGGCUUGUUGAUUUCUUACUUGAAAGGUUCAGCUAUCCCUUUGAAGGAUUAUGUUGA